Panicum virgatum (switchgrass) is the source of this 597-nucleotide messenger RNA. Its product is annotated as probable WRKY transcription factor 51. The record is from RefSeq and is a predicted model, not a curated record. The transcript has a single exon. Lineage: Eukaryota; Viridiplantae; Streptophyta; Magnoliopsida; Poales; Poaceae. The coding region runs from base 101 to 424 and encodes 107 amino acids.
ACCUGAGCUCUCAUCUCUCUACCCCUCAUUUCUCUCCCUCUCAUCUCUCUCUACCUUAUCCUCAGCGCCCAGCUCAUCGCUGCUCCAGCAGGCCGGCCUGAUGAUGGGCUCCCUGCCCAUGCCCGGGCUGCACCAGCAAGUGGCGGCUGCGGCCGUGCAGCAGCUGGACCAGAGCGGGGAGAAUGACUGCGGCGAGGCCGCGGGGAGCAGCGGUGGCAGUGGUACUGGCAAGGAGAAGGCGCGGAUCAGCGGCGCCGGGAGGUCGUCGUCAUCGUCGGGGAGGAAGAAGGUGAGCAGGCCGCGGUUCGCGUUCCAGACGCGGAGCGCCAACGACAUCCUGGACGUCGGCUACCGGUGGAGGAAGACAGCGCCCACCCCAGGUUCGUCAUUCGGUUUCUCGAUCCAUCUCUUAAUUACUACUUAGUUUCGCAUCACUCGUUUUCAUCCGAAGCGCGGGGACUAAUGGGGUCGCAGUACUUGCUUGCUCUCCUCUCUCUCUCUUUCUCUCUCUCUCGUGCAACACUAAUUGAUUUGUGGCUGCAAGGGGCACCGGCCGCCGCCGUGAAGCGCGGGGACUGCCAGGCGCACGGGUAGCUG